Fraxinus pennsylvanica is the source of this 348-nucleotide messenger RNA. The record is from the annotation of a GenBank genome assembly. NCBI's taxonomy places the organism in Eukaryota, Viridiplantae, Streptophyta, Magnoliopsida, Lamiales, Oleaceae.
AUGGCAGAAACCAGCAAUAAAGUUUGCAAAACCUUCAAAAAUUCCCAAGCUAUGUCACUCUUUCUUUUCCUUCUUUUUAUUGUUCCCCUUUCUGGUCGUCGUAUCAACUCUCCGGCGAUAUUAGAGGUUUCUUUAGCAUCACAGAGAAGAGUGGUUCUUGAUUCUCAUACAAGAAACCAAUCCACCACCAAGUUCCUCGGCGGAGCAACCACUUCUCCUCCCAAUAGUCCUCCUCCUCCUCCUGCGUCGCCUGCUGGUGGUGGUGGUACCACAGUGGCGAGUACAGACCGAGAAUUUCAGGAAGCUGCACAUGAAGUUCCCAGCGGCCCAAGUCCUAUUGGCAACUAA